AUGGACAAUGGUUUAAUCAAUGCUAUACUUUUUAUUGACUUAAAGAAAGCUUUUGAUACCAUUGACCAUGAAAUUUUUCUAAAUAAAUUAUCUCGAUAUGGUUUUAAAUGCAAGACCAUUGAACUUUUCCGUACUCAAAUAACUGUCGUUAACAAUAUCCCAUCUGAUAGCUCAGAUAUUAGAUGUGGGGUUUCUCAAGGAUCCAUUUUAGGACCAUUGUUAUUCCUGUUGUACAUUAAUGACCUACCAAAUUGUAACUUGAUACCCGAUGAACAUCUAUAUGCUGAUGAUACUACAUUGACAUAUGCGGAUAACGACAUUAAUCAACUACUCUCCGUAAUGGAUAGUGAUUUACUUUCGCUUAGAAAUUGGCUUAACAUAAAUAAGCUCAGUCUAAAUACACUUAAAACAAAAUGUAUGUUCAUCGCAACUCGACACAAAUUAGCUACCUUACCAAGUCAACCAACAUGCAGUGGCCAUGGAUGGCAAUAUCAUUGA
Molecule: messenger RNA, 498 nt
Organism: Paramuricea clavata
Lineage: Eukaryota; Metazoa; Cnidaria; Anthozoa; Malacalcyonacea; Plexauridae
Source: the annotation of a GenBank genome assembly